CUACGGUGCCUGGCCGUCGAGGACAAUGGGGGCGAUGGGGCCGAGGAGAGGCCUCGCCUUGGCGGCCGUCAGGGGGAAUCGCUGGGCGAAGGGCGCGUCAUUGGCCACACCUGCUGCUGGAACCUCGGUGGUAUAGAUGAUGAUGCGGACUGCACGCAGCCAUGAGCACAGAAUCAGACAACAUGACAGCGUAAGGAUGUGUCAAGGGUGUGUUGUUCUUCUCGCUGUAACCUUACCAUUGAGGCCUGGAGGGACGGCCAAGAUAAUCCAUGCGAUGAAAGGAUCGUCCGACGAUGUCAGCACAUGCGACUGCCCACACCCCCCACCGACCAACUCCAAUGCCACCACAUCCGAGCAGUCGUCAAGGGGCGUGUGAGGCGGUCGAGUCAUCAUGCGGUCCAGAUGACCUCCACGUACACUCCUGAUGGACACACACACAUCCAUGUUUGAAAAGGACAACGAGCGACCUGCCGUCCAUUCACUCACCGGUCUACCACCACCGGUGCUGAUUGGGAGAUGCCGCCCACAACCGCCCUCCGGUGAACCAGCAUCAGCUCCUUCAGCAUGGAGCUCGCCGAUGAGAAAACGCCCCCGUUGUUGGCAGCGACCGUCGUCGUCCAGCCCACAUUAGGCUGCCACGUAAUGCGGCAGCGGACGGGCGGGUCGUAUGGCUUGGCGUGGUGGGUGAAGGGGUGCUGUGAGAAGGGAUGGAGGGGGCGGGUGGGGAGGGGGAGGGGCGGGUUGAUGACGAUGGCAAAGUUCGGCUCGUUGCGGAUGGCGCGAAUCUCGUUGUUGUUGUGGCGGAACAGCUCGAGUGUGCCGUCUUGCUGGCCAGUGGGGCGGCGGAGGGCCACAUGGCGGCCGACGAGCAGCCACUGCGCACAGAAACGGGGCAGCGAUGAGUAGUCCUGCAUUCAACACAUUCAACACAUACACACAUCCAUCAGCUCACCGAUUGCCUCUUCUCAUGUGUGUCGUGCUUACCGCCUUGGUGGCGUGUGUCUGCAGAUCUCCGGCACCCACAGUGACCGGCAACUGACAAUAGCCGAGAUGCUCAAAGAGUCUGAGCGCGCCCGCCGCCUCCCCCCAGCCGUCCUCGCCUCCCUCCUCCACCACCCACAUGGCCUUCAUCACAUCGCCGUGGCUCAGCUGAUCGUCGAACUCGACCACACCGCCCACCCCCGCCCGCUCGAUGGCCUUCCGCAGCCGAAUACGGCGGAUGAUGGGCCGCAGGGCGUUUCUGAAGUGGCGGGCUGUCGCCUUGAGUCGGGCGAUGCUGGUGAAGUCAGAUUGCGCGAGGACGAUACUCAUCGGCCCGGCGGGAAUGUCAGUCACGUGCAAUCGCUGAGCCUGACGACACACACAAAGACACACAGGCAGCUGUGUGGGUGGGUGGGUGGGUGGUCUCCCUCUCACCUGAGUGCGGGUGUGUGUUGUGAGUGCGAUGGCCGAGUCGAUGCUGUCCGCCAGCUGGGCCAGACGGGCCGAUUCGUUGGCGAGUUGACGACUGACAUUGGCCACCGUCUGACGAAUGAAUCAAGCACACGAGAGACCAUGACACAGAGGCCUUUGUGCUGUCAUCGUGUGGCAGUCUGUCCGCACCAGUGAUGUGAUCGCAGCGGCGUCCAUCUGAGUGAGUCGGCCGGUGCAAUUGUUGACCUGCACACCACAGCACACACAAAUAACACAAAGCAGCCGAUGAGCAGUGGAUGCACUGAACGUGAGUGUGUUGGUUACCUACCCGCGCCUGAUUGGUCUGAUAGGCUUGAAUCUUUGCCAGCAGCUGCUGCCGCAUCGCCGCGGUUGACGUCUGCAGCAGACGUCACAUGGCAACCAACACAUUGUCAAUCAGAUACAGCCCCGUCGUGCUCUGCUUGGCUCCUCUUCUCUCACCUGAGCAGCGCUGGCAGCCAUCGUGCAUUCAAGCCACCAGAGCUAUGAAUCAAAAUGCCGUUUGGGGCUUCAACAGGCUCCAGAAACG
Molecule: messenger RNA, 1981 nt
Organism: Vitrella brassicaformis
Lineage: Eukaryota; Vitrellaceae
Source: the annotation of a GenBank genome assembly